UGACGAACCCAAGUGCUCUACAUCCCUGAUGGUGACAGUUCCCGGAGUUUUGAGACACCCCCUUAUCCUAAUUGUUAAUUAAGGAACAGGAGUGCGUGUGUGUAUAAAAGCCAAGCAGUAGUUCUGGUCUGCCCUGACACACUCUCUGACAAGUUGAACUCAAGAGAGGCUCAUUACCUCUCAUUGAGAUUUUGUUUUGUUUAUGCUUUCUUAUAUCAUGUAGCCUUAAUAUCUGUUAUAGUAAGUUUGUUUGUCAUUUGAUUUGUUGUUUUAUUUUUUCCCUAGACUUAUGUUUUGUAGUGGGUGGUUUUUGUUAUGUUUAAAUAAAUUCUUAUGAUUAUUGAACUGGUGUCUGACCCCCUCGUUUAUGUUGCGGUUCAAAACGAGCUGGCCGUAACAUAAAAUGGGGGCUCGUCCGGGAUAGCUACAUGUAUAGGUAAAGUGUAAUGUUUUAGUGUUCACUUGUAUAAAUGAGUAGACUUCAGUUAUUUAGAGUGUUCUCAGCUGGAUUUAUAAUCCUUCCAUCGAGACACUGUUUGUUAUUUUAGUUUGUUGUUUUGCCUUUCUUAUUUUUGAAGGUUAUUCUGGGCGGAGGUUUUAAAUCUCUGUCGGGGGUACGCUUCAGGCUUUUGGUUUAAAUGUACCAACUGACCUUGAGUUCAGCGUUUAAUGUCGCCUCGAGUCCGGUACACCUUUGAAGAGAUAGGUAGGUUUAGUUAGUUUUGUUUAUAGGGAGGAACUGAAGUCUCUCAUUUUUCAUCUAAAGUGACACUUUGCUUACUGUUUUGUGUUUGUUAUGCCUAAGAUGAUGUGGGGAACGACUUGUGGUAAGUCUUCAUCUAUCUUGUAACUCAGUGGGGUUUGCAAGGAGUGUGUAUGCUGUGACGGUCCCUGGCGAAGUGGCUUAUGGGAUUUGUAGUCUCAACGUUAUAGUUUAGUGGCAUUUUCACGCGUGUGUUAACUGUUUGUUUUGGGAGUUAACUACUGUUUUAGGCAGAAUGUCUACGAUCGUCGAAGAUUUCUUCGCAUUUCCUUCGGAGAUAUUAUUAGAGAGAUGCACAAAGGAAGAGUUGUUGCAGAUUGCCGAGCGUUUUGCUGUGGAGUUAACCAGUAACGACAAGAAGCUUAAAGAAACUCUGACGAACACUCUAAAAAGCGCACUUUCCGAGCGAGGAGUUUUAGAGGUAAGGGCUGAAGUUGUAGACUCUGAGGAGACUUUAACAACGUCUUUGUAUGAUACUGAUAAAAAUGUAGAGUUUGGUGAGAUGUCUGUACAAGAGAAGCAGUUGUAUGUUGAUGCAGAAAGGCUUCGUGCUGAGCGUGAUGCUCUUAUUUUAAAGGAGAAGGAGUUAGAGCGAGAUGUUGAGUUUAAGAAACUGCAACAGAAAUUUGAGAUCCGAAAAAUGGAGUUGGAGUUUGAAAGAGAGAAGGAUGAAAGACGUUUUCAGUUGAGGAAAUAUGAGUUGGAGAUGAAUGCGAAAUCUGCUCUAUCUUCAGGGUCAGAUAAUGAAUUUGGUCCAGCUGCACCUGCUUUUGAUGUUUUUAAAAACAUUCGGAUGGUCCCGCCAUUUUCUGAGAGGGAGGUAGAAAAAUAUUUCUCUCAUUUCGAACGUGUUGCAGAGUCAUUAAAAUGGCCCAAGGAAUUUUGGACAUUAUUGUUGCAAUGUGUUUUGACAGGGCGAGCACAGGAAGUGUAUUCAGCGUUGACCGUUGAACAAAGUCGUGAUUAUGAAACGGUUAAAUCUACACUGCUGCAAGCAUAUGAAUUGGCACCUGAGGCAUAUCGCCAAAGGUUUAGAAAUUUUGUCAAGUCUGAGAAGUGCACCUUUCUUGAAUUUGCCAGGGAAAAAGAAACCAUGUUUGAUCGUUGGUGUAAUGCAAUGAAAGUAAAUACAAAGGAACAGCUUAGAGAGCUGAUACUUAUGGAGGAGUUUAAACGUUGUGUACCGACAGCUGUCACUGUAUAUUUAAAUGAGCAUAAAGUGAGUAAGUUGUCAGAAGCUGCUCUCAUGGCUGACGAAUUUGUUCUUACCCACCGAGGUUCGACUAGUCAUUUAAAUGAUUUGCAUAGACCUAAGACUAGCAUUUUGGGAAAGGGCAAAACAACUUUUGAACGUCAACAUGUUGCUCAAAAUUCUUCCGCUGAUUAUGUUGUUCCUACACGUGUAAAAGGAGAGCUUAUUUGCUUUUAUUGUAAAAAAGUAGGACAUAAAAUUUCUGAUUGCAUGAUUCUUAAGAAAAAAGAGAGGUCUGCUAAAACUGUUGGAUUAAUUUCUACAUCAUGUGAGAACCAUAGUCCUCCUACUCAUUCUGUGAAAAUGCAGAAGGUUAUCUCUGAAGUUGAAAAUGUUAAAAGUCAUAAUGAUUAUGCACCUUUUCUUACAGAAGGGACUGUGUCUUUACCUGGCUCUGAGAGGACUGUUCCUGUCUGUGUCCUCCGAGAUACUGGCGCUUCUCAGUCCUUUUUAUUGGAAGGACUUCUGCCUUUGUCUGACAGUACUGCUACUGGAGCUCAUGUACUCGUUCGAGGGUUUGAGAUGGGGUUUAUGGAAGUUCCUCUCCACCACAUUCAUCUGAACUCCAAGCUUGUGUCAGUGUGACCCGAGAUGAAUUAAUCAAAGAACAAAAGUUGGAUUGCACCCUUCAGGAUCUGUUUUCUUUGGUGAACGA
Misgurnus anguillicaudatus (oriental weatherfish) is the source of this 2670-nucleotide messenger RNA. The record is from RefSeq and is a predicted model, not a curated record. NCBI's taxonomy places the organism in Eukaryota, Metazoa, Chordata, Actinopteri, Cypriniformes, Cobitidae.